AUGGCGAAAAAGAUUUCCGCCUUGAAACCACCAACCUUUGUUGGUAGAGAAGAUCCAUUACUUCUCGAAAAUUGGAUAAGAGACAUUGAAAAGAUUUUCACGGCCACGGGUACGCCUGAGGCCCAGAAAAUAGACCAAGCAACCUUUUACUUGCACGAGGACGCUGAUACUUGGUGGGAAAGUAUAGGACCCGUCGUUAAAGCUCAAGAGAACUUUAACUGGGAAGCGUUUAAGAUAGCAAUUAAGGCUCGAUUCUUCCCCGAGCACAUUUGUAGGCAGAAAUACAAUGAAUUUAGUCGGUUCAACCAAAGAUACAACAUGAGUGUGCAAGAGUACGCUCAGAAAUUCAAUGAGUAUACUCGCUUCUGUCCGACUGUAGUUCCAGAUGAAGGAACUAAGGCUCAAAAGUUUGAAGACGGACUUAAGUUUGAUCUUCAGACUCGAAUGGGAUGUAGUACUCAACUACUUUCGCGGAUUCGUAUGCUAAGGCCUCAAAAAUUCAAUGAGUAUGCUCGCUUCUGUCCUACUUACUCAACUACUUUCGCGGAUGCGUAUGCUAAGGCCUCAAACUUAGAGAGAAUUCUACAGCGCGAGAAAGAAGUGCUAAGUAGGCAUAAAAGAAAGGAACCUGCUAGCAACAGCAACAACCAAGGGUACGAUAAAAGGCCCAACAACAACAACAAUGGUGGACGCUACAACAACCGCAACAAUCAGAAUUCUGGACCACAAGCCCAACAAGGAAAUAGGAUCCAAAAGAACUUCAUUUGCAGGAAGUGUGCCAAGAGCCAUCCGGGAUUCACUUGUCAGGGUGAACAGAUCAAAUGCUUCGCGUGUGGAGAAGUAGGUCACAAAUCUUUCAACUGUCCCAAGAAGCAAACUCAGAAUGGACCAAAUGCAAACAAUGGUAACAAUGGCAACAAUGGAGGUGGAAAUAGAAUUCAAAACUUCGUUAACAACCGCCCUAAUGGAGGAAAUGCUGCACAGAACGGAAACCAGAACAAUCGCUCUUUUGGAAGCGGGAAUGGAAACUAUGGAAAGAAUGGCAAUGGAGGCUACACCAAUGGAAGAAUCAAUGUCAUGAGCCGAAUGGAAGCUGACACCGAUGCUAACGUCGUGACUGUCAUAGCUGGUACUGAAUUACCGACCGACCUUAUUCUUUUUGACCUGAAAGACUUUGACAUUAUCUUGGGAAUGGAUUGGUUAGCUAAGUAUAAGGCCAAAAUCGAAUGUCAUAACAAGAAAAUAUCUCUUAGAGGACCAAAAGGAAAUAGGAUAUCUUACAAAGGCAUAAUCUUCCAGCAUGAUGUCAAAAUAAUCUCUGGCUUGAACCUUCAAAUCUAUCCUAGAAAAGGCUACCCAGUCUACCUAUGCCAAGUAAGGGAUGUAAGCGUGGAAAAUGAGGAGUUGACUCAAAUUCCGGUAGUAAAGGAGUUUCCUGAUGUAUUUCCCGAAGAGUUACCUGGAAUGCCGCCUGUCAGAGAAGUGAACUUCAAAAUCGACUUGGCCCCGGGAACAGGACCUAUCUCUAAGGCUCCGUACCGAAUGGCACCUGCAGAAAUGCAAGAAUUGAAGGUGAAGUUGGAGGAAUUAUUGGAAAAAGGGGAGUUGAAUAAUGUCACGGUAAAGAAUAAAUAUCCGCUCCCGAGAAUCGAGGAUUUGUUCGAUCAACUUCAAGGAGCAGCAGUGUUUUCAAGGAUCUAUUUGAGAUCGGGAUAUCACCAAUUGCGAAUUGUUGAAGAGGACAUUCCGAAAACAGCCUUUCGUACGAGAUAUGGCCAUUAUGAGUUCACAGUUAUGCCUUUUGGCCUCACUGAUGCGCCAGCAGCUUUCAUGGACCUCAUGAAUAGGACUUUCCAGCCAUACUUGGAUAAGUUCGUGAUAGUAUUCAUCGACGAUAUAUUGGUGUACUCGAAGGAUAAAGAAGAUCAUGAGGAUCAAUUGAGGAAAGUAUUGGAGAUUCUUCGAGAAAAGCAAUUGUAUGCCAAGUUCUCAAAGUGUGAAUUUUGGUUGGAAAGAGUAUCAUUUUGGGGUCAUGUGAUAUCAAAAGAAGGAGUUUCCGUAGACCCAUCGAAGAUUCAAGCAGUGACCGAUCGGCCUCAACCUAAGAACGUCACCGACGUAAGGAGUUUCUUGGGUUUAGCUGGAUACCGAAGGCUUAACCAAUUCUUUAAUUACUCACCCUCUAGUUUAUUUGUUAUUGAAUUGAUUUGUGUUCUUUGA
Beta vulgaris subsp. vulgaris (sugar beet) is the source of this 2220-nucleotide messenger RNA. RefSeq lists its product as uncharacterized. NCBI's taxonomy places the organism in Eukaryota, Viridiplantae, Streptophyta, Magnoliopsida, Caryophyllales, Amaranthaceae. The record is from RefSeq and is a predicted model, not a curated record. The coding region runs from base 1 to 2220 and encodes 739 amino acids. The transcript has 4 exons. Gene Ontology annotation, molecular function: zinc ion binding; nucleic acid binding.